Messenger RNA from Corticium candelabrum, 961 nucleotides. RefSeq lists its product as uncharacterized. The record is from RefSeq and is a predicted model, not a curated record. NCBI's taxonomy places the organism in Eukaryota, Metazoa, Porifera, Homoscleromorpha, Homosclerophorida, Plakinidae. The coding region runs from base 35 to 799 and encodes 254 amino acids. The transcript is spliced from 4 exons.
UUCAAUCACGUUGCGAAUACGCCCAUCGUCGACGAUGGGUUUGUUGCUUGAAGCCGUGGCCACACUGUCUCUACUGCUCACAGCCAAUGCUGUAUGUUGCGUCAAAAGCAACUACGAGAUAUCAGGUUCUGGAUUACAAGCUCAAUUGUUAGGGCAAACACCUCACCUCUACACACUGGACAACUACAUGAUCGCUUUCGACGUUAAAACUCUACGUGGAGUAGUCAAUGUCACGUUGACCGAUCAAAUAAGUCAUACCAAGUCGUUACAAACGAUUUACUACGAAGAAGCAAAGGGAGUAAGGAAGCAAUACGCCGUUCUUGAUAACAAGGUAUGCUAUACAACGGCAAUAACUGGACCCGGCCUUACAACAUGUUUGCCAGCCGACGCUAAAGUUGUGACCAAUUUUACAAUUGGUGGCCAACUCAACUGCUCGGCUGUUCUCAUCAAGGAAACGGGCGAUGCUAAUUCGUACAACUACUCGAUUAUGAGUGCCAUGAUUUUAUCUGACAAGUGUGUUCCACUGAUUGCUGCCAAUCUUUUCAAAGGAGAGAACAUCAGUGAUGGGACACAGUCUGACAUCGAAGUGGCUAAUCUUUUAUUAUAUUAUAAAUCCGAGCCCUUGCUAAGUGAAAGUAUUGUAACACCACCCAAAAUCUGCUCAAAAGCAGACAGUUUGGAUGCAUCUCGUAUUCCCAGAGAUAAUCUUAUUUUCUUUCGUCUGCUAGAAGGAGUUGAGUCAUUUGAUGUGUUUACUAUUCUCGGUCGUCUUCUUGAGCUGUCUUUGCCAAACGCAUGAGAAGAAGCUUGAUUGAGCCGUAGAGAGUCUUUUUGUUUUCUUGCUGCUUUCAUUGAAUUGUCAAUUGGAAUAAGAUGUUUACUUUGCAGUUUCGGGUUUGUGUCUUUGAUUGUUUUUGUAGUAUUGUUUUUUGUCUCAAUAAAACUAUACGUGAAACCGUUG